CCUCCCUAACCCUGCCCUGACACCCAUUCGUCACCCAUCUGCUCUUAGACUCUGGCCGUUACCAGCCCGGUGAGUCGCGGCUCAUCUCCCCCCGCUGGGUGCAGACGCUCGACCGAGACUGACGCAGGCGGGCUUUGGGCUGCCUGCGGGCCGCGCAGCGAACUGCGUCACGGCCGUACGGACCUCGCAGAAAGUUCCUGUGAUCGCAAAACGGGAAGUGAAGCCGCCGAGUGUGUAGUCGCGGCCGCUGCUGCUCUACGCCAGCUCGCUUUCUCUUUACAGAUGGAGGUGGAAACUUUAAGGCAAUGGUGCUACACACGCAUUCCGUAACUCGGACCUUUCCGCCAGAGAGUGAAUCCAAAGAGACCCGGGAGGUUCAGCCGAACAUGUCGGAGUGGGAUUUCCGAGCGCAGUACCUGUACCUUGUACCUGCUAAGAUCAUGUGCGACUUCGGCGCGGUCAUGGAUAGCCUGUCUGAUUCGGACUGGGCGAGGUUCGCAUCCCACGUGCUGAGUGACCAGACUGAGGUCCGGCUGGCUCUGAAGAGAGAGAGGCGGACAGACGGCGUGAUGAGCACGUGGGGCAAUCGCAAUGGCACUGUCGGGGACCUGCUGUCUGUGCUUGAGGAGCUGAAGCUGCACCGGGCCCGGGACAUCAUUCUGAGUCAGCUGCCAAAAUGUCCCCGGCCCAUGGACUGCAGUCCUCCAAAGCCCCCGCUCCCACACUGCCCCCUUGACCCAGACUUCAGUCCGCUACCAGUGGUGAACCCUCUUCCCAAUCCUGGCCCUCCACCUUCAGAUUUGGACUCGGAUCAAGAAAAAGAAGUACUCACGGUUCCACAGUCAGUGGUGCCCCCUGUGCCACCUUCCAAUGCCAUGUGCUGGUCGUUUGAGGAGGUGCAGCAAGGCACAAAUAAUUUCUCAGCUGCAAGGCAGGUCGGAGAAGGAGGGUUUGGACACGUGUAUCGGGCGAAUAUGAAGAACACGGAGUAUGCUGUUAAGAGGCUAAAAGAGCAGGACUCUCGACUAAACUGGACGUUUGUGAAGGAAAGUUUCAAGACUGAGGUGGAGAAACUGUCACAAUACCGGCAUCCUAACAUUGUGGAUUUUGCGGGAUAUUGUGUGGGAGGAGGGACACACUGUUUACUCUAUGUUUUCAUGCCCAAUGGCUCUCUGGAAGACUGGCUUCACAGGAAGAAUAAUGCUGCCCUCUCCUGGCCACAGCGUGUCAAUGUGUUGCUUGGGUCAGCUAAAGCCAUCCAGUUCUUACACAACAGCAACCCACAGCUCAUUCAUGGAGAUAUUAAGAGCUCAAAUAUCCUCUUAGGGGAGCAUAUGGAGGCAAAGCUGGGGGACUUUGGAUUGGCUCGGUUCUGCCAUAGUCCGCAUGGGAAAUCCAUCAGAACCACCACUGUGGCUCAAACCAAAACAGUGCGCGGGACACUGGCUUACCUGCCGGAUGAGUACGUCAAAGGGGGCGAGCUGGGACUGUGGAUCGACACCUACAGCUUUGGCGUGGUUUUACUGGAAGUACUGACUGGUCGCAGGGCAAUGGAAGUAGACAGCCAGUCUCGAACCUUGUAUCUGAGAGAUUUGGUUAUGGAGUGUGAGGAAGAGGGAGAAGCUGCAACACACAUCUGGAAGAAACACUUGGAUCCCCAAAUUGCACCUGCGGAUAAGCCAGGCCCUUUGGAGGCUUUGGACAUCUCGUCGUUGGCAUGCCGCUGUCUGGACCGUAGGAAAAAGAAGCGCCCCCCGAUGGCCGAAGUAUUUGAAAGGAUUCAAGAAAUUAGUACAGUACAAGAGGUGGCCACGCAGAGGUCUCCCAAACCUUGCAUCCACUCAGUCCCCAGACAUCACUCUCCUCCUACUGCCCCUCCCUCUGCUUCUGUUGACCAAUCCCUGGCAUCCCUCACUGAACAAGAACUGAAGUUGGAACCCCAAGAGGACACUUAUCACUGCCUCCCAAAUCAACACUCCGGCCUGCCUCAGCCUAAAACACUUUGCUCACAGGGACAAACAUCAGGGACGACCAGUGAAAGUUGGGGACCUCGGCCACCCUCCUUCCAGGUCCCUUGUGAGUCUGAUGAGAGUCAAGGCUACUCCCAGUACAGUGCCUCUGCUCAGGCAUCAUUUUGUCAGAGUAGAGCUGUCCAGUCUCCUUCUCUUUGCCAGGACUGUCAGCUGGAAGCUGGGAGCUUAUUGAGGUCCACGCAGGCUAGUGCUGCACAAGCAAGAUCUCUGACAGGCAAUGACAGUAAAAGGAUUGUUGUAAAUUCUGUCAAACAACGUUUUGUCCAGAAGAUGGCACUCUAUGAGGAGGGAAAGAUUCCAAUGUCUGACCUCCUUUCGUCUGAUGAUGGCACGUGCGGGCAGAGCCGAGGACCAGAGGAGAGUGAUGAGUUUGAAAGUUCGUAUGCGGAGGCCGGUCGACCACCUGAAAACAGGCCUUUUUAAACGUGGACAAUUACCAUACAUGAAAGUGCUCUUUCAGAUUUGCAUUUCUAAAUUGAACAGUGGGGCUACUUCUAAAUAUGUCCCGACAGUUACAUGUUACUGUGAUAGGUAAGUAGUAAGCAUAGAUUCUGUCUCCCGAUUUAGAUCUUUUUGAUUGAGGUUGAUUUUCUUUAUGUAAAAUGUAUUUCAUUAUAACAUUUUGAAAAUGCAUUUUUGAAACUACAAGUGACUUUUUAUUUAUUUUUUAUUUUUUAAACAAAUCUUUUCCACUUAUUUGUUCCACUUAUCAGAAACUGCAGUACCUUUGCUACCAGUUUUUAUUUACAUAUUUGUAAGUUCAAUGAUAAAUCUGUAUAUGUAUGAUUGAAGAUCUCUCUUCAGAUGAAGUUCUCAUUACCAGAAUUGUUUACAGGAUGUUAUAUUGUAUGAGCCAUGUUUCUAUAUGGCACUAAGUUGGUAGUAUUUUGCAUAUGAAUGCACUGUAUUUAGUAAUCAAUGUAAUACGUUGGAUUGUUGUUAUUUAAAUCUGUAAUACAUGUCAGGUGUUAGAAGCAGUGGUUCAUGAAGGGCUGCAGAAAACUUUUGAUAUCUGGAAUGGUGUGUAUUGUUGCUACUGAACCAGAACAUGUUUCCUCCAGUUGACCAAAAAUUACAGUGCUGUACGAGGGAUACUUUAUAUGGAAUCUUUUUAUUUGUGUAACAGUCACACUUGAUUAAACAUUCUUAAUGAUCAUAGUAGAAGCUGUUAAAACAAGAUUGUUUUAAAUUCCCUUAGUGUUAGCAUUCCACUUGAUAUCAGCAAUACAAAGCAGAUAUAUUAAAAUAGCUUUUAAAUUCCA
This is a messenger RNA of Paramormyrops kingsleyae, 3295 nucleotides long. RefSeq names its product interleukin-1 receptor-associated kinase 1 (gene irak1). NCBI's taxonomy places the organism in Eukaryota, Metazoa, Chordata, Actinopteri, Osteoglossiformes, Mormyridae. Gene Ontology annotation, cellular component: plasma membrane. The record is from RefSeq and is a predicted model, not a curated record. Gene Ontology annotation, molecular function: ATP binding; protein binding; protein kinase activity. Gene Ontology annotation, biological process: signal transduction; protein phosphorylation.